GGCCGCGCGGGCUUCCGUAGAGACGCACCAAACAUGGCUGCUUCCAUGUGCUAACGUGAGAGUGGACUGGAAUAACAGCAUACACUGCAACACUGAGGAAACAGUCACCGCACGACCACCUGCAUCGCUUUUAGAAUAAAACUUCUAUCAUAUAAGGAAAGCAGUGUCUGCCUAGAGGGGGUGCCACAGAGACGGUGUACCUUUAUGCUGGUGCAUACUGCUCGGCUGCUCCCCCUCAUCAUCUCCCAUCGUCUGCAUCCUCCCUGCGCCCAUUCUGCCAGACAGACGUUUUGGAGGAGCAGUGUUGCUGCUGCCAGCAGGGGACUGAAAUUCAUGGAACCCCAGAAAACUGCUCAGGACUCCGAUGUUCCCAACGCCAAACCUCCACCCGCUCCUGCUGAAUCUUCAGCAGAAAGUAUGAGCCUGGCAACCACCGACACAGCAGCUGACGCAGAGAAGACGAUUCCUGCAGGACUGUUACCUGGGGAGACGGUGGUCAAGGAGGGCAAGGCGGCCAUCUUGUUUCCCAGUGCUAAUGAGGUGUUUUACAAUCCGGUCCAGGAGUUUAACAGAGAUCUGACAUGUGCUGUUAUCACAGAGUUUGCCAGAGAUCUGCUGGCUCAGCGCGGGAUGAAAGUGGUGGUGCCUGGAGAGAAAGAAAGGGUGGUGAUCUCUCUCUCAGAGGAGAUGAACGAGGCCGACGUACAGACAGAGGAGAAAAACGGAGCAGAUGAGCCAGCUGUAACUGUAACAGUGGGGGAGAAAUGUGAGCGGGGCCUUCGCGUGCUGGAGGGUCUGGCGGCGUCCGGUUUGCGCUCGGUGCGUUUCGCUCUGGAAGUCCCGGGCCUGCAGAGCGUCACCGCCAACGACUUCUCCACCAAGGCUGCGGCGCUGAUUGCUAGGAAUGCCCAGUACAACGGAGUCAGCCACCUGCUCCAGGCCAGCUGCAGGGAUGCCAGUAUGCUUAUGUAUGAGAUGAGAGGGAAGAAGGAGCGUUAUGAUGUAAUCGACCUGGAUCCCUAUGGUAGCCCUGCUUCCUUCUUGGAUGCUGCUGUGCAGGCCGUCAGUGAAGGAGGUUUGUUGUGUAUAACAUGCACAGACAUGGCGGUGAUGGCAGGAAACAGUGGAGAGACCUGCUAUAGCAAAUAUGGUUCAGUCUCGAUAAAAGCCAGAUACUGUCAUGAGAUGGCUCUUCGCAUCAUCCUCCACAGUUUAGACCAGAGGGCAGGGGUGCACCAGCGAUACAUCCAGCCCCUGCUGUCCGUCAGUGUCGACUUUUACAUUAGGGUCUUUGUACGUGUCUUCACAGGACAGGCCACAGUCAAAAACUCGGCCAGUAAACAGGCUCUGGUCUACAACUGUGUCGGCUGCGGGUCUUUUCACUUACAGAGAAUGGGCAGGAGAACAAGCAAUGGAAAACAUAUGAAGUAUUCUCCAGCCACCGGACCCCCAGUUGGACCAGAGUGUGAGCACUGUGGACAGAGACAUCAGCUGGGUGGUCCUAUGUGGGCAGAGCCCAUCCAUGACUUGGCAUUUGUCCAGAAGGUUUUGUCUGCUGUGUCAGGGAACCCGUCCAGAUUUGGGACAUCCAAACGAAUUGAGGGCAUGCUCAGCAUGGUGACUGAGGAGUUGGAAGAUGUGCCUCUUUAUUACACUGUGGACAGUCUGAGCAGCACAAUACACUGCAAUACUCCACCCCUGCUCCAGUUUAGGUCUGCUCUCCUACAUGCUGGUCACAGGGUUUCCCUCUCUCACGCCUGUAAGAAUGCCAUCAAGACGGACGCUCCUCCUGCAGCCCUCUGGGACAUCAUGAGAUGCUGGGAGAAGGCCAAUCCUGUGAAGAGGGAGAAGCUGUCAGAGACUAGCCCCGCUUUCAAGAUCCUCUCCACUGAGCCCAGUCAAGAAGCCUGUUUCACUGUGAGGGAGGAUGCCAACCCUCAGUCCCGUAAACGGCACCUGACCCGGUUCCAGGAGAAUCCUCAGGCCUUCUGGGGACCGAAAGCUCGCGCCAAAUCCGGCGGUGGUAUCUCCACUGACCUGCAGGACAAGAGCAAGAAGUGCCAGAACAAGAGAAAGAACCAGAGCACAGACUCUUCUCAGCUAAAAGACUUCCCCUGCAAGAAGUUCAGACAGGGAACGUGCAACCAUGGAGACAAAUGCUGCUAUUCCCACAACCUGGAGCGGACACAUGAAGAGAAAAUGGAAUGAUUCUGUCUUCUCAUAGUUCAUUUUAUUUUAUAUAUAUAUAUUACACACUUUGAAUGGUCCAGUGCAUACAGUGAGAAUGAUGUACUGCAGUCUGUAUUUGGAUGGGGACAAAAACCUAAAAACUGUUAAUAUGCACUCAGUUUUAUGCCAGAGCUUUUUUGUUUUUAGGUUGUUUUUUUUAGUGUUUUUGACUGUUGCUUCAGUCCAAUAAAGUCCUCACGCUGACUUGA
Messenger RNA from Micropterus salmoides (largemouth bass), 2438 nucleotides. RefSeq names its product tRNA methyltransferase 1 (gene trmt1). Gene Ontology annotation, biological process: tRNA N2-guanine methylation. The transcript is spliced from 16 exons. Gene Ontology annotation, cellular component: nucleus. The record is from RefSeq and is a predicted model, not a curated record. NCBI's taxonomy places the organism in Eukaryota, Metazoa, Chordata, Actinopteri, Centrarchiformes, Centrarchidae. Gene Ontology annotation, molecular function: RNA binding; metal ion binding. Bases 205 to 2208 code for a protein of 667 amino acids.